This is a messenger RNA of Ostrinia nubilalis (European corn borer), 1701 nucleotides long. RefSeq lists its product as uncharacterized. The transcript has 5 exons. Bases 143 to 664 code for a protein of 173 amino acids. The record is from RefSeq and is a predicted model, not a curated record. Lineage: Eukaryota; Metazoa; Arthropoda; Insecta; Lepidoptera; Crambidae.
GAAGAUUAAACGCGCGUCUGCGAACCGGAGAGCGCUCGUCGUCUACAAAGUUCUCGCAGUCGGUCAGUUGUGUCGGGCUGUUGUCGCAUAGCAAACGUCUCGUGGUGUCAUCUUUAUUUUAAAACUACUGAAAUACACAAAGAUGGCGGCUCUACUUUUCGAUACGUGCUGUGGGUGCAUCGAGCUGAGGACGGGGUGUCUGAUCAUCGGAUAUCUUAAUCUGGUGUUCAGUGCCAUCGCCGUGAUCAUGACGCUGAUUCUCGGUGUGAUGGUGGGCGUGGCGGUGAACGACAAGGACGUCCAGCAGGCACUGCGUGAGCAGGGUCACUUACCGACAGAGGCCGCCGCCGCCGUCUCCGUGAUCGCCAUCAUCUUCGUCGUGCUAAUACUGCUGUUCCUGAUCUUCAACAUUGUGUUCGUGGUCGGAGUUCACCAGAACAAGCGCGGCCACGUGAAGGCGUACCUGAUCUUCCACGUGAUCUUCUUGAUCCUCUACACGAUCUCGUUCCUGGCUUCCUUCGCCAGCCCCCCCAUCAACGGAGGCGACGUCGCUUCCAAGCUGCUUACCAUCCUUCUGUCAAUUUACUUCCUUCUGGUGAUAAGGAGCUACUAUUACAAGAUGGGUGACACCAGCCGCCAGCCCGCCAUCUACAACACUGCCUAAGCAGAUCUACUGAACAAACGUCAUUUUGUAUCUGAAAACCUCAAUGACGUCCCUAAUGUAUUCGAUUUUACAUUACCUGAAAAAGAUUAAAGUACAAUACCAAAAAAAUAUUUUCGUAAAAAAAUCAACUCACUUUAGAUGCCGAACUACCUCGUUUGCUGUCGUAGAAUUGGAAACUAAAUGUUAAAAGCCUGUAGCACGGUUUUUUGGACCUGAAGUACAAAAUAUAUUACUAUUAAUGAAAAUGAACAUUGAAAAUAGCCUUGUUUUUCAUAUAAAGUGUUUAAUGUAAUAUAAAUAACGAUUUAUCUAUUGUUGCAUAGAUAUUUACCAUCAUUGUGUUAUAAUUUGUUAAAAUUAUAACGACUUGUUAAAUCAGUCAUAUAGAGAUCCUUUACUUUCUCAAACAUUACAUUUUUGUUGUUAUUUCUAUUAAAAGUAGUUUUAGUUGUAGUUAUGGUAUUAUUAUUACCUUUGGAUCGUGCUCUCUAUUCUAUGUUUAAAGGUUGUUAGAAGACAUUUAUUUUGUUUAAAGCACAAGAUAUAAAAAUAAACGUAAUUUAAUUCGUUUGAUUACAAAAUUGAAUCCGACUACAAUUGAGUUUGUAUUUCAAUUAGUCUUUAAAUAUUUGAUUAUACUCGUGUGUCUAAAGGCCUUUCAAUGUCUAAAAAUAUAUUUAAUGUAAUUUUCGUACAUAUAUAAAUUUUGAGAGUUUACAAUGAGUUUACAUUUGCUUAAAUAAUUAUAAGUUUUUUACAUGACGAAGAUAAACGUCACUAUUUUUAUAGUCUUUAUAAAGUGUUAAAUGUGCCAUUUAUGCCGGCUCUAACGUUUAAGUACCAACGACUAAAAGUAAUUUGAAACUUUUUGAUUUUAUUUGAAAUAUUUCAUACCCAAAUAAUGUUAAUGAGCACAGUUUUGCUACGCAAAAUUUUUGGAUAUCUUUAAUUUUAAUUAAUAUUUACUGUAUCUUUAAACAAUGCAUUUUGUAAUUAGGUUAAAUAGCUUAUGUCUGUUAAUAAACAUAAUAAUAAAA